This is a messenger RNA of Seminavis robusta, 2371 nucleotides long. The record is from the annotation of a GenBank genome assembly. NCBI's taxonomy places the organism in Eukaryota, Bacillariophyta, Bacillariophyceae, Naviculales, Naviculaceae.
UGGCAUGAAAAGACCUCAACGCAGGAGAAACGGCACGAACGACAUUUUGAAGUUCUGUUCAUCGCCAACACACAUCACAUCUUCUUCUUUCUCGCUGAGAUCAAGCUCAUCAUCCUCAUUUAUUCUUUGCUGUACAUCGUGGAUCACACAGUAUCAUCCUUGUUAUCAUCAGCAGUGCAGCGCAUUAGUUUGUUACUUAGUUCCACCAUGGUAUCUGACGGCACAAGCAGCAGCAGUCUGCUGCGAACUCCUCCUCGUCCCUCGUUGGCGAAGAAUCGUGGUGGUAGCAGUACAAGCUUCAGCACUCCCUACAUGACUCCUUCCAAGUCCAUGUCAUCAUCGCGCAGAUCCACCACAGCCAGAGGAGCCACCAGUCGACACAAGAGUGCUGUUGCCAAUAAUAUGAUUCCUCGCAUGUCUCCCAUGCCUGGCAAGACGACAGCAGGUACUCCAUCCACAAAGACUCCAUUCUACACGCCACGUCGCAGUCUCUACUCGAGCGGAACUUCCAACACUACCACUACUACUCCAGGCAGUAGUACCAACGAUCGAUUCAUUCCAUCACGACGCAAAAUGAAUAUGGAUCUCUGUCGGAGAACUCUGCUCACGGGAGAAAAGAAGAGACGACGAGAGGAAGAAUCCAGCAAUCCUUCCGAAGACGGAACCAAUCAUAACGACGCAUCGCCAAACAACAACAACAACAACAACAGCAAUAACAGCAACAACAACAACAAUAACAGCAACAAGAAGAAUCCUCAAGAGACUCCGCUCCAAAAGGAAUUCAAACGACGCAUGCUCAGUUCACUCUGCAAUGUUCCACUCGAACACUUGUCGGAAGAUGCACAACCCAGAGGCAUUCUUUCCUUUGGGGCGCCAUCCUCCUCUUCCAUCAAUAGCAUUGUCAGCAACCACUCUUCUCAUGCCAAGACGGAGAAUAACAAUCUGCUUGCUGCUUCUUCGUCCUCUCUAAUGACACGCGAAAAUCCAUUUGCACACGACACACUCCGCAAUGUCCUACAACGACAAGAUUUGAUGGAUCCCGUCGCCAAUCACUAUGCCGUUUCCAAAAAGAUUCAUCGCAAGGUAUCCGCGGCUCCCACUCGCAUACUCGAUGCACCCGAUAUUGUCAAUGACUAUUAUCUACAACUCAUUAGUUGGGGAAAAGACAAUAUAUUGGCUGUCGCGCUGGCGCAAAGUGUAUACCUCUGGAAUGCCACGUCGGGAGACAUUCAACACUUGGUAUCGACGGAAGCACCGGAUGAUUACAUUACGUCUGUCUCGUGGUGUACCAUUCCUGGUCGGACCAAGUAUAUUGCUGUGGGAACCAACGCCAAUGUGGUGGAAAUUUACGAUGCCGAAGUCUUGCGCAAAGUACGAACAUUGGCGGGACAUUCGGGACGCGUCUGUUCGUUGGCGUGGAGUCAUCAGUGGCUUUCGUCGGGUGCCCGGGACUCGCUCAUUUUGCAACAUGAUAUUCGCUGUCAUCACAAUAUCGUGUCGACGUACGAAGGACACGAACAGGAAGUCUGCGGGUUGAAAUGGAAUGAAGAAGGAUCCGUGCUUGCCAGUGGCGGCAAUGAGAAUUACUUGUGUUUGUGGGAUGCCGCCAUGUCGGGACGAUCUUCCUUUUCGCAACGUCGGCAACGAUCGUCGCUCAGCGAAAACAGCAUUGCACCGCGUCUUAUCUUGACACAACACAAGGCUGCCGUCAAGGCGCUCGAUUGGUGUCCGUUUCAUCGCGGAUUGUUGGCCAGUGGAGGAGGAACGGCCGAUCGGACGAUCAAAUUCUGGAACUCGUCCAGUGGUGCCAUGCUCAAUUCCAUUGAUACCGGAUCGCAGGUCUGUUCGGUUCUCUGGUCCAAACAUCAACGCGAGCUCUGCAGUUCUCACGGGUACAGUGAGAAUCAGUUGAUUCUAUGGAAGUAUCCCACCAUGACCAAGGUCAAGGAAUUGACCGGACACACGGAACGCGUAUUGAAUAUGGACAUGAGUCCGGAUGGUGCUUCGGUCGUGUCGGCGGCGGCAGAUGAAACAUUGCGCUUUUGGAAUGUCUUUGGAACGCCCUCGUGUCGUCCUUCCUCGUCGGCACUUUCCAUGAGUGGAGAAUUGUCCUUUGGGAUGCCCACUAUUCGAUAAAUACAAAACAAACAAAACAAGCAAUCAAUCCACAAAUGAAACAUUCAUCGAUUCAUUCAUUCAUAAUAAGUACAUCAUGGUACAGUGCAACUGCCACCAAGGCAGAACUCAUAACAACAAACAAUAUAUUUAAUAAUCAUACUGAGUAAUAGUAGUGUGGACUUUUGUUCAACAAUCUUGCAAACAUCUUUUGCUUCCCUUUCUUCCUCCGCCGCUUGUCCGCCUCGCGUGUUUG